CCGCGUUACUCUCCUUCAUUUAAUUGGUUGAUGGAAAGAUCGAAAAUGUGUAUCAAAGUACUCCACUUGGGCUCUUCCCCUUUUGUCGAUGGCUCGAGUUCAAAAUGGGUCGGUAGUGGAAUGAGAAAGGAUUAACCCUCGGGAAGUAACGAUGGAGCAAAUUUAUCACGGAAUUCAUGCUUUCAAUGAGUUAGGCCUGGGCCGAGGGAAAGAAAAUCUUCCCCUACCAAUAUGGGACUUAAGGAUUUCUUUGACUAAAACAAAACGUACGGCUAAUGACUAUCUGAUUCUUUGAAAAACUGCCGGCGAGAACUUAACCAUAUAUGGCAGCACUUUUUUUAAUAUAAAUAUAACAAUACAUAUUUCAGUAAAUUAUUAAAACCCCAUUUCAUACAUCCCAAAAAAAAAAAAAAAAUUCCAAGAAGCCGUGAAUGAUAAACAAAUAAUAGCCAUGAAUGGGGAAUGACCCGUGGAAUCGUUGAUUGCUAUCCACAAAAGAGACAGUCAGAGAGCAAGAGACACGCAGACCACAAAAGUGUGAACUUUGCAGCAGUUGUUAUCAAUUGAUUUAAUUUCUAUUGGAGAGGUUCGGAGUAUUUUCGAGGGCUCUCUCUUUUGCCCCUAGUUUAGUUUGUCUGGCUUAAAAGGCCUAUCUUCCGCUUCCCAUCCUCUUUCUCUUCACUUCUAUUCUCUUCACACUCAUCUAAGACCCUCUAAGAAGGGAAGGGAAAGAAGGGGUGCUAAGAAGCUGGCUGCUUUCUGCAUUUCUGUUCCCAUGGCUUGCAAAAUCUCAGAUUCUAUGUUCCUUUGCUUGGGUCCUACUCAAAGGCCAAUUAGGAGUCAAAGAAUUGCUACCCAUUCAUCUGCAGCAAGUAGCAGUCAUUUGAAGUGGGAAAGCCUUCCCCUCAAGGGAAUUAAUCAUAAAAAGGGUUUAAUUCCCAUGAAAAGGACUAAGGUCAUACAAGCUGUCGCAGUUCCAGUAACACCAUCUUCAGCAGACAGUACUGAGUACGGAAAACAGUUAGCAGAAACAUAUGGCUUCAGGCAAAUUGGAGAACCACUUCCUGAUAAUGUUACAUUGAAGGAUGUUAUAGACACCCUUCCAAAAAAGGUGUUCGAAAUUGAUGAUGUCAAAGCAUGGACUUCAGUUUUAAUAUCUGUCACUUCCUAUGCAUUGGGGAUCUUCAUGAUUUCAAAAGCCCCAUGGUAUCUACUUCCUUUGGCUUGGGCAUACACAGGGACAUCAAUAACUGGGUUCUUUGUUAUAGGCCAUGAUUGUGCUCACAAAUCAUUUUCGAAAAACAAAUUGUUGGAAGACAUUGUGGGAACUCUGGCCUUUCUACCACUAAUAUACCCAUAUGAGCCAUGGCGUUUUAAGCAUGACAGGCAUCAUGCAAAGACAAACAUGCUAGCUGAAGAUACUGCUUGGCACCCGGUUUGGGAAGAAGAGUUUGAGACUUCUCCUUUUUUACGCAAGGCAAUUAUCUUUGGGUAUGGCCCAUUUCGGCCUUGGAUGUCCAUAGCUCACUGGUUGAUCUGGCACUUUGAUGUGAACAAGUUCAGACUGAACGAAGUCAAAAGGGUGAAGAUCAGUUUGGCUUGUGUUUUUGCAUUUAUGGCAAUCGGAUGGCCACUGAUCAUCUAUAAGACAGGAAUCAUGGGAUGGAUUAAGUUUUGGCUAAUGCCAUGGUUGGGCUAUCACUUUUGGAUGAGUACUUUCACAAUGGUGCAUCACACUGCUCCUCAUAUACCCUUCAAAUCUUCAGAUGAAUGGAAUGCAGCUCAGGCUCAGCUGAAUGGAACAGUGCAUUGCGAUUACCCUCGUUGGAUUGAGAUCCUCUGCCAUGAUAUCAAUGUUCACAUUCCCCAUCAUAUUUCUUCAAGGAUACCAAGCUAUAAUCUGCGAGCAGCCCAUAAGUCUAUUCAAGAGAAUUGGGGACCGUAUCUGAACGAGGCUACGUGGAAUUGGCGUUUGAUGAAGACAAUAAUGACAAUGUGCCAUGUUUACAACAAGGAGCAAAAUUACAUUGCUUUUGAUGAACUUGCCCCUGAAGAAUCUUCUCCAAUUACAUUUCUCAAAAGAGUAAUGCCUGAUUAUGCUUGAUUCUUUUAACACCUAGGGGUCCAUUGCUUUUUAGUUCUUCCAUAUAUGUUAGCCUCCACAUUUUGGGUCAAAUUAGGUAUGCUAUUCCAGUUUCAUAAGUGUUCAUUCGAAAGGUGAAUCAUUCUUUUUUAACAUUUACUAUUUAAUAGAAGAAAGUAACAUAGAGGAUGUUUCCUGGAAAAUUUCCCAUCUUCAAUACAGUAAUUUGUUAUGGUGAAAGAUGUCUGCUCAUUAGAUGAACCGGAUCCUUAAAAACUGAUUCCUAUUAAACUAUCUAAACCUCAGAGAAUCUUUGCUGUAAAAUGAUUUUGUAAAUUUUCUCAUUUUUGGUUAGAUUGACCCAAUCUGUCAGUACUUUGCUUAAACAAAUACUACAGCACUGAAAAACAUAAACGAUUAGGAUCACAUUGGUUGGCACCAGUAGCCGUUAUGGCUGACAGUGAUUUUCAUCCAGAGUAUUGUCAUUUAAAUAUAUGUUCCGGACAUUUGAGCUUCAAGUGCUAACUAAUUACAAACCUAAUCCUAGAUACCAUAUUUUAUUCAUUUAUGUAAGAGAAAGAGAAGAGAUAUUAUAUUCCCCUCUUUGGGGCUAUUUGAAUUGGGAUCUAUUCCCCGUUUAGGAGAUUAACAUUCAUCAACGGUGGAGAUCCCAAAUAAGCAGAGUCUGGAACUUGUAAACAACUGGUGGAUGAACCAUGUUCACGAAUGACCAACACUAGUGAAGGCAGGAAGCAGAGUUUGUUGUGGUUGGCAUUAUCAUUAGUAGAUUUGAUGUACCCGAAAAAGCCUCUCGAGAUUGAAUGUAGAUUUAAAAUUGUAUCUAACCGAAACUCAUCUGAAACUAAAGUAGUUAGCCACUAACCUGUAAGAUAGUAGAGAGGUGCAACGGCUCAUAUGGAACAGGCAUCUCUUUUUUUUUUUAACCAAACACAAACACAAACGUUGGACCUGUGAGAUUCAUAAAAUGAAAAGUUGCAAGGAAACCUUGAUGAAUACUUGGCCAAAAGAGGAAAAGAUAUCGUGGUUUGAUUCCGAAGAAGAAAAGGAAGUGAAAAUCUUAGUUACCUUUUGCCAGUUAAAAAAGAGGAAAAAUAACAACAAUUUGAUGAAUUAGACUCUUUUGCUAAAGAUUAUUUCAUCUGUAUCUCUAGAAGUGAAAACUUUAAC
Molecule: messenger RNA, 3271 nt
Organism: Durio zibethinus
Lineage: Eukaryota; Viridiplantae; Streptophyta; Magnoliopsida; Malvales; Malvaceae
Product: omega-6 fatty acid desaturase, chloroplastic-like
Biological process (GO): lipid metabolic process
Molecular function (GO): oxidoreductase activity
Source: RefSeq, a predicted model, not a curated record